This is a messenger RNA of Physcomitrium patens, 2603 nucleotides long. The record is from RefSeq and is a predicted model, not a curated record. Lineage: Eukaryota; Viridiplantae; Streptophyta; Bryopsida; Funariales; Funariaceae.
GGAGAUGGUGACUUCGCUAAUCAACCACUACUACUGCUCCCUGCGUCGCGGGUGCCGCUGCGGCUGCUGCUCUGGACCUCCUCCACUUCAAUCAAUCAAUUACCAUAGGAAAUUCGAUCGCCUGUCUGCUACUCUACUCCACUGCAGGAUUCAUUUUGCUGCUGCGGUUGCUUUGAUUGUGUCGGCUCUGCCGGGUGAGACAAUCACCGGUGCACCUACUUCUUAUCAGUGUUGCAUAAGAGUCCCUGUUGUUUCCGAGCUCGUUCCGGGCGGGGCAUCUCUGGGAUCGAGGUUUAGGGCUUAGGAGGCACCUUCAUCUGAUUUUGCGAUCCGUGGCGAUCUCCUACGAGCAGGCUGUUUCCUGGUUAGUGAAGCUCGAUCGCUGAAGACCGGAAGGCUUUGUUUGGGCGCUGCGCUGGGGUAGAUAGCGAUAGGGUUUCGGAUGGGAAGGUGGAUCUACGAGGCUGUGGUGUGGGGCGAGGGACGUUUCUUGCGAAGAAGCUGCAGCAACUUGUCAGCCUAGGCGCCGUUGCGAAGGAAUGCGAGGGUGGGACACAGGAGUUUGGAGGACGUGUUGCAUUGGAUUGGGAGACAGGUGGUGAGGCGACAUUGUAGGGACGGGCUGAAUUGUAUGUGAGGUAUUUGUAAAGAUGAAGUGAGCACGAAUAGUGGGGCAGGUAGAGUCCGAAGGAGGGUCUUGUAUUCGAUCUGAGUGUAACCGGAACGUCAUAAUCAUAGUUCAUGGUAUACAGUAGCCGGCUCUCACUUAGACGGAUAAAUUUCAUACUUUGGAUUUGGAUUGAAUUAGCAGAGCUCGCUCAAGACAGGAGCUUCCAAGUUUGACGGCAUGGCUGAUACUGGGGGUCAGGAUGGGAGCACAGCAGCUUCUCGCCUUAAUGCCGGGCGUCGAGAUCCUUACGAGGUGCUUGGUUUGCCGCGUGAUGCCACGGAUCAACAAAUCAAGAGCACUUACAGGAAGUUGGCUUUGAAGUAUCAUCCAGAUAAGAACACAGGCAAUCCUGAGGCCGCUGACAAAUUUAAGGAAGUCGCUUAUUCCUAUGGCAUUCUCUCAGAUCCAGAGAAGCGUAGGCAGUAUGAUGCUGGUGGAUUUGACGCUUUUGAUUUAGAGGGACUAGACAUGGAGCUGGACCUUUCAAAUCUUGGAACUGUGAAUACCAUGUUUGCUGCACUGUUCAGCAAGUUGGGUGUUCCAAUCAAAACAACUAUCUCAGCUACUGUUUUAGAAGAGGCACUUAAUGGUACCGUGACGAUUAGACCACUUCCCUUGGGGCGACCCGUGAAUGACAAAGUUGAGAAGCAGGGGGCUCACUUUUUUGGCAUCACAAUUUCUGAAGCACAAGCAGAAGCGGGUGUUGUGGUGCGGGUGGUCUCAUCUGUACAGAGCAAGUUCAAAUUAUUGUACUUUGAGCAAGAAGAAAAUGGUGGAUUAGGUUUGGCGUUGCAGGAAGACAGUGUAAAGACAGGAAAGGUCACAUCUGCUGGCAUGUACUUCUUACAUUUUCAAGUGUAUCGAUUGGACCCGACAAUCAAUGCGCUCGCAAUAGCAAAAGAUCCAGACGCGGCAUUUUUCAAGAGGUUGGAAGGCCUGCAACCCUGUGAAAUGUCGAAAUUAACGGCAGGCACACACAUUUUUGCCGUGUAUGGUGAUAACUUCUUUAAGAGCGCCAGCUACACAAUCGAGGCUAUUUGUGCUGAGUCAUAUUUGGAGACAGCAGUCAAGUUAAAAGAUAUUGAAACUCAGUUACUCUCAAAACGAAAUGAACUGAAACAGUUCGAGGUCGAGUAUCGAGAGGUCUUGGCUCGUUUCCAAGCUGUUACAAAUAAGUAUGCACAAGAGAAACAAGCGGUGGAUGAGUUGCUAAAAUCACGUGAAAAGAUCCAAGAAUCCUUCACUUCUGUUCCCACAACCCCUAAAAAGAUGUCUGGUGGCAGCAGUAGCAGCGCCAAGGUAAUUGGGGGGGAUAGCGCCACGAGCGCAGAUGAGAACGAAUCUCCUCCCACUGAAGACCCAAAUGUUGAUAAAGCCAAUAAGUCAAAGAAGUGGUUUAAUUUGAACUUCAAAAGCGGUAUUGGUGCGACUGGUAAAUAAUUGGUGUUUUAAAGGUCCAGUAGUUGUCUAGGUAUUCGUUCUUAGUCUUGUAUUGCUAGUGAACUCUGGUGGAGCGUUUUUGCAAGGAAAAGUUCUACUUCAAAUUCGUGUGGUGAUAGUUUAUUUGUGCUUCCUCACCUGGUCGUCUGCAAUAGUUUACAGGUCGGUUACCAUCUUGCAAUAACACCAUUAUAGUCACAUCAGUUUUCCUCAAUAUCUGAAUUGGGUACGUCAGCAGUCGCGAGUUCGCUGAGUACACGUAGCCUUACUAUGGAGGUCGCAGCCAAUUAGGAUUUUGCCAAUUUGAUAGGCGUAUUGGAUCCCAGAUUUCAUCUAGAGGGUGUUACGGUUAGCACCGACUUGUUCAGAAGUCUUAUUAGCCGUCAUUGGUUUACUGGAAACGCCAGUUUAGAAGUGUUAAACCAAUAGAUGGGCUUUUUCAAACAUGAAUACCUGCUAGGUUCAUAAAACUGAUUCUACUUUUUGUCUUGCA